Phyllotreta striolata is the source of this 2517-nucleotide messenger RNA. NCBI's taxonomy places the organism in Eukaryota, Metazoa, Arthropoda, Insecta, Coleoptera, Chrysomelidae. The record is from the annotation of a GenBank genome assembly.
AUGGCUGACGAUUUCAAAGGUGUCGUUCGGAUAGAAGAACGCCUCAAAAUCAAAAUAGGCGAGGUGAAGAAUUUACCGGAAAGGCACGGCUCGGCUACUCAAAGGGAUGUUUAUUGCACGUUGACUUUGGACCAGGAGGAGAUCUUCAGGACGUGUACUGUUUACCAAACGCUAAGUCCGUUCUUCGGCGAGGAGUUCCAGUUCGAAGUGCCGCGAAACUUCCGCUUCGUAUCGGUGUACGUGAUGGACAAGGACAGGCACACCAAGCAGGACAAGGUGCUGGGCAAGGUGGCCAUCAAACGGGAGGAAUUGUCCUCCUACAACAACAAGGAGCAUUGGUUCGCCAUUAGGGCCGUCGACGCCGAUUCCGAGGUCCAAGGCAAGGCGAACAUCGACAUCAAAUUCGACGAGGGCGAUGGACACAAACGAAGGCUGCUAGUACAAGUGGUGGAAUGCCUGGACCUGACGCAGAAGAACGGCUCCUGCGAUCCGUACGCCUCGGUGUGCGUGCGCUACGCCAACGGCAAAACGGUGACGAAGCGCACGAGGGUGCGCAAAAAAACGACGAGUCCUCGAUUCGACGACGUGUUCGCGUUCGCGAGCGCCGUCGACGGUUCGAAAGAGACGACGGGCGUCGGUUUGGAAGGCGGCGCCUGCGACGCCGACAUCUGCGAAUUGACGGUGUCGAUGUGGCACGACGCGCCCGCCCUCAGCGAGGACGUCUUCCUCGGCGAGGUGCGCGUCGCCCUGCGUGGGGCCCAACAGCAGAACUUCGCGCAGGCCAACGCUUGGUAUUAUCUUCAACCGAGACCGGCGAAGAACCAACCGAUACAUUCGAGGCCGCCCGGCACGCGAUUGUCCAAAGACAGCCCGUUGGGCUCCUCGUUGGGGUCUCUGAGGCUCCACGUUCAAUACGCCGAAGACCGGGUGUUCCCCGCCAAGGUGUACGAAGACUUAAAAAACCUGUUGUUAGAAAGUACAAACAUACAGCCUGUUACCUUCACGUCCGUGUACGUUCUGGGCGAGAUCGUCAACAAAAUGGACAUCGCCCAACCUUUAGUUAGGAUAUAUUUGCAUUACGAAAAAAUCGUGCCGGUUAUUAAGGCCUUGGCUAACGUAGAAAUAUCGAAAGUAACGGAUCCGACGACGAUAUUUAGAGGGAACACGCUCGUUUCGAAGAUGAUGGACGAGACGAUGAAACUGGUCGGGCUCCAGUAUUUGCACAAAACCCUCAGGCCCACUUUAGAGCUGAUCCUGAACGAGAAGAAACCCUGCGAGAUCGACCAAACUCGCGUCAAGGACGCCAACACGGUGGCCAACAAUUUGACCAAUUUAAAGCAUUACAUACAAAAAAUCUUCGAGGCCAUAACGCAGAGCGCCGUCCAUUGUCCGGCGUUGAUGUGCCAGAUAUUCUACAAUUUAAAGGAGUGCGCCAUGAAGCAUUUCCCCGACGACAAGGGCGUCCGGUAUUCGGUGAUAUCGGGCUUCAUUUUCUUGAGGUUUUUCGCGCCCGCCAUCUUGGGACCCAAACUCUUCGAUCUCACAUCGCAACCUUUAGAUAACCAAACCGGUAGAACGUUAACGUUAAUAUCGAAAACCAUCCAGUCGCUGGGUAACGUAGUUAGUUGUAGAUCGACGCAGCAAAUGUGCAAAGAGGAAUACAUGGAGGGACUGUACAAGGAAUUCUACACGGAGAAACACAAGACGGCCGUCAGGCAGUUUUUGGAAAUUAUUUCGGCCAGUUCUUCCGGCCAACAGGUCAUUGAAAACGAUACGCCCGUUACGCUGAAAGAAGGGGUUAUAGCCAGGGAUAUCAAAAAAAUCACGACCACUACGUUUUUGAAGAAAGAGCUCAAAUUCAGGUAUUUCAAACUCACCACGCACGAUCUCAGCUAUUCGAAGAAACGAGGCAAAGUGUCCCGUAUACCGUUACACAACAUUUUGGCGGUGGAAAAACUGGCCGAGUCGUCGUUCAACCAGAAAUACAUGUUCCAAAUCGUCCAACCGAACAAGAAAUUGUACUUCCAAGCGGCGAAUUGCGUCGAAGAGAAAGAAUGGGUGGAUUUGCUGACGAAAAUCUGCCAAACCAACGCCAAUCGAUUGCAGAAAUACCACCCGUGCGCCUUCAUCAACAACCAAUGGCGCUGCUGUAAAUCCCCGAACGAAUUGGCGCCCGGUUGCAGCGAAGUGUCGCAAAUCGACAACAACUACCGGUUGAACUUGGACCCGGAACGCGAUCUGCAGCGCGUCCAAUCGCUGAUCGUCGCCCACAGCGAGCAAUUCCAGUACCACAUCGCCUACUACAAGUCGAAAUCGGCCGAGCUGCGCGACGUGCUCGAGCGACUGUGGGACGCCGCCGUCGAAAUCGAUCGGAAGCACAGCGUGUACAAACGGACGGCGGCGCGCGCCACCAAAGUGGGAAGCUUGGCAGCGCCGAUCGGGGACGACAAUUACCUGUUGGCGUCCCGUUUGAACGUGAGAAGGUGCGUCUCGAGCGAACCGACGUCGUGUCCUUGA